Sardina pilchardus (European sardine) is the source of this 4319-nucleotide messenger RNA. RefSeq names its product mitochondria localized glutamic acid rich protein a (gene mgarpa). Bases 168 to 2135 code for a protein of 655 amino acids. NCBI's taxonomy places the organism in Eukaryota, Metazoa, Chordata, Actinopteri, Clupeiformes, Clupeidae. Gene Ontology annotation, cellular component: mitochondrion. The transcript has 8 exons. Gene Ontology annotation, biological process: anterograde axonal transport. The record is from RefSeq and is a predicted model, not a curated record.
AGUACGUCAUAAAGCAACACGCUUCUAGAGUGGAGCUUUUACUAAGGACUUCCUCUGCUCAUCCCCUCCCUCUCAUCCAUCCAGCACGCCACUCUCUCGGCAGGUCGACUAGUCCUCGCAGUGCACAUUCACGCCGCAUUCCCGUUGCUGCUGGACAUCGCACGGCCAUGUCUCUGUGUCGGGCAGCUUUGCAGAGAUCUGGGCCUCUGGCUCGGCAUUUACUCACAAAAUCCCCCUUCUCUCACCUUAACAGAAAUGUCCCUCGAAGGACCAUGUCAUCAGUCCCUGGUGGUGGUCCCAGCGGCGAGAACAUUGUUUAUGCUUUACUCUGCGGCGGCGCGCUUGCUGCCUCCUGCGCCUACACUUACCAAACCGUGACCACGGACCACGCAAGGUUUAAUGACCGCAUCGCUGACAUUCAAGAGCGACCCAAGACCGAAUGGAAGCCUAAACCAUGGCCACCCAAGAGCAGGGAUGAGGAUGAUGAGGAGGGUGACGGUGAGGAGGAGGAGGGAGGCGAGGAAGGAGAGGAGGCGGCGGAGGAUGGCGGAGCCGAGGAUGGCGAGGCUGCGGAGGAUGGAGAGGCCGCAGAGGAGGCGGCCGGCGGGGAGGACGGGGAAGAGGCUGCCGCGGUGGAGGAUGGCGCUGAACCCGAGGCCGAGGCCGAGCCUGCUGCCGAGGAGGAGGCCGCCGCGCCCGCAGAGUCCGAGGAGGUCGUCGCCGCGGAGCCUGCUGCCGAGGAAGAGGCCGGCGCCGUAGAGACCGCAGUGGAGGCGGUUGCCGAGGCCGUUGCAGAGGUCGCGGAGGUCGUCGCCGAGGCCGCGGAGGAGGUUGCCGCUGUGGCGGAGGAGGUUGCCGCGGUGGCGGAGGAGGUGGAGAAGGUGGCGCAGGAGGUGGAGGCGGCGGCGGAGGCGGUGGCGGCGCCGGAGACAGUGGAGGCUGCGCUGGCCGAGGCCAUGGAGGAGCCAGCAGCGGAGGAGACCAACGGGGCCGUGUCGGAGGCGCUCGCCACAGUGUUUAGUGCUGUGGCCCCCGUGGAGAUGGCUGUGGCCUCCGUCCUGGAGCCAGCGGCCGUGAUCCCCGCGGAAGAGGAGCCCGUCCUUUUGGAGGCAGCGAAGGAGGAGGUGGCAGCCGCUCCUGAGGAGGCCCCGGCAGCAGUUGCUGAGGAGGAGGCACCCGCUGCUCCCGCUGUGGAGGAGACCCCAGCAGCACCCUCUGCUCCUGAGGAAGCCGCAGCUGUCGAGGAGGCUCCUGCUGCUCCUGAAGUGGUCGAGGAGGCACCAGUGGCUGAAGCAGCUCCAGCAGUGGUUGAGGAGGCCGCUCCUGCCCCAGCUGUCGAGGAGGCCCCCGCUGCUCCAGAAGUCGUUGAGGAGGCCGCUCCUGCCCCAGCAGUAGAGGAGGCCCCUGCAGUCGUUGAGGAGGCUGCUCCUGCCCCAGCAGUAGAGGAGGCCCCAGUGGCUGAAGCGGCUCCAGCAGUGGUUGAGGAGGUGGCUCCUGCCCCUGUAGUGGAGGAGGCCCCUGCUGCUCUUGCAGUGGUUGAAGAGGCUGCUCCUGCAGUUGAGGAGGUGGCAGUGACUGAAGAGGCCCCAGCUGCCCCUGCAGUAGAGGAAGCACCUGCAGCAGAGGAGGCGCCCGCUGCCCCAGUGGUUGUGGAGGAGGCUCCAGUAGCUGUGGUGGAGAACGGCGCAGUCCCUGAGCAGGUGGCAGAGUCGCCUGCAAGUCCAGAGGUGGUCGCAGAAAGUCCGGUUGUGGAAGAAGUCGUCGCAAGUGUGGUCGUGGAAGAGGUUGCAGCAAGUCCUGCUGCGGAAGAGGUUGUCGUGGCAAGCGUGGUUGAGGUCGCAGCAAGUCCCGUCGUGGAGGAAGUCGCAAGUGUUGUCGAGGUUGCCCCAGAAAGUCCAGCGGUUGUAGAAGAGGCCGCGGUUCCGGCCGAACCCGAGCCCGAGCCUGCUCCAGCCCCAGUUGAGGCUCCAGCGCCCAAAAGGGAGUACAUUGUGGUUGUCCUGGAAGGAGCCCCAACGUCCGACAAGAAGCCCAAGGUACUGGGGGUGUCCUCCAUGACCGGCAGGGUCAUCCCUGCCCCCGAUGAUGAUGAGGAGCCACUUGUCCAGGUAACAGGGAAAGAGGCGGCUGCUUAGAGUUCAAAUGCAGUAAGAUCAUCAUAUUGGUUCUGUAAGGACUUUGAAUCCCUGGAUGGCUAAAGCUCCCCCCGUCCCCCCAACUGGAAGAAGAAAAUGGAUGUGCCUUUCCCCCUCAACUCAACCUCCCAGUACCAAACCUGAUACCCUCCUCCCUCCCCUUACUGUCUGUCUGCGGGAAGUUUUGAUUUGUGGUUCCUCCUGGUUCCUUCAACUAGAACUAUUUCAUGCAAAUUACUUGUUCUGUAAACAACCCUCUCCUCCCCCAGUCAGAGAGCUGACUAUAUGGCAUUGAAGGCCACAGAAAGCAUGCACAAUCAAUCCAGAACACCACAAUUGUUGUAGUUUGAAGUCCGAAUGUCAGUCAUGACAAUAGCUGCACUGUGCACUCCUAUAUUUAAUCUCAAAUUUCAGAUCUUUUCUCGUCAGAGUAACUAACUUGUCAGUAUCGAGGAUCUGGUAAAACAAACUACAAUAUUGCUGCAACUGGUUACAUUUUGCGAAGUGAUGCACAGUGGUAGUAGUGUGGUUUGCUGCUCCAGGAGUCUGUUAACACGUGUAGUAAUUCAGGUGUCGGCCUAGAUAGUGCUAUAGAGAAAUCAUCACCUGCCUACACACUUAGUCAAUGUUUACCACAUCCACUCUGUCCUGUCCUGUCCUGAGCCAAUCCCUGCUUCUCUCCUUCACGCUGCCUUUGCUGCUGUUAAAGGGCUGUCUUGGUAAAUUAACUGUUGAACAAGCUUGAUGACCUUUUGAUGACCUUUUGACCUCAAGGACAACUGCAGGUUAGAGGGGAGCUACUGCUACGUUUCUAGUAGCGCUCUGCUCUGCCAUGUUUGUGGGUCGUUUUGGAAUUCAGCUCUGUUCGUGUCAGGUAAUCUACGUCAGCCCUAAGGCUUACCAGGCCAUGAUUCCUUACCACCAUCCUAAUGGUUUCCAUGCCGAUUGGCAGUAUAGCCCCAGCAAAAACUGCCACAAUAAGCGACAAGCGAACUCUACACAGAAAGAGUCUCAGGCACUCCUCGCUUUCAGCUGUUUUUAUUCAUAACUGACAAGAAAAAAUACAUUAUUUAUUUAACCAGAUGUUAAGGCACUACAGCUGUACACAAUGUAUUGCUGUAUUUUAAAAGAUUACUGGCAUGUUUGGGGAAUCAUGGACCUACACUGUACCUCACUACCUCACUCCUCUGUAGGCUCCUUAAGACCUUGAUCUUCCACUCCCUCUCUCCUGGAGCAAGCAGUGUUACAGCAAUAUCAGCAGUACUAUAUUUAUACAAAAAAAAUCCAAUCCUUAAAACAUAUGCUCUUCUGAUGGCUACAUGAGCCCCAUCAAAUCUCACAAUGUGAAGCACUUGGAAACAUUUGGUGCAUGUGUUGUGGUGUACCUAGACUUACCAGCAACAUCAAAAUGACCUCAGGCUUGAGUCAGCUUUUCUUCUAGCGUUCUCAGUCAUAUCAACACCCUUAUCUCUCUCUCCAUAAUUAAUGUUGCCCAGAUUGCUAAUUUCAAGUCCAUAGCUGCAAGACAAUUCAUGCCCCAUCCCCAUUGAAAUGGUUGUUGUAGUGGGUACCAUUACUGGCAACAGACUGAUUGUGCUUCAGUGGUCAAUUAUAAUGAUCGCUCAAGCAGAUGGCUUGAGUAAUUCAGUGGUGUUUAUUUUGUUUUUAAACACUUGGUUGGUAUAAGGGAAUUUUUGUGUGAAUUUAUUUUUGCAUAGUUUUUUUUUCCAGCUUGGCUUCCAAUGAUUUGCAAUAGUCCCACUCUUCAGUAUAUUUCAUGUUUCAGCUGCUUUUUGCUAGGCUACUCAAACAGUUCUGUUAUAGUGUUUAGCAUUCAGUAUCUGGGUGUAAUUCACUGUUUCAUGCUUAUAUAGUUUUUGCAAUGAAUUCAUUUUGCCAUUUGUCCUUCAUUUCUGUAUUUAUCAUGUUUGAAGAAAGGGACCCUGAAGCGAAUGUAAGAACACAAAAUGAGUAGCUUUCUCAGUGUCUGUCCUUAUGUGUUUGCUCACUGCUGUGUUCUUUUUCCUUUUCCUUUUUUUUGUAAAUGUCAGCUGGCAGGGCAUGUGAUAUAGAACGUUGUGUUGCUCUGUUAGUUGCCUAGCUGAUGGUCCACCCUGGUGGCCAAUUUACUGUGAAUGUAGACACAUUCUGCCUGUUUGAAAUAAAGAGGGAUGGAUAAUUAUA